This is a messenger RNA of Hippocampus comes (tiger tail seahorse), 1080 nucleotides long. RefSeq names its product family with sequence similarity 237 member A (gene fam237a). The transcript is spliced from 2 exons. NCBI's taxonomy places the organism in Eukaryota, Metazoa, Chordata, Actinopteri, Syngnathiformes, Syngnathidae. Bases 432 to 890 code for a protein of 152 amino acids. The record is from RefSeq and is a predicted model, not a curated record.
AUUUUUCUGCUGUGAUUAUUGGUAUAUAAUUUAUUUAUUUUUUUAACCAUGUAUUGAAAAAGCGUAAAAAAAAACCACCGUCUUAAGUAAAUGCAAGCAUGUACAAUUUAUUUUUCUCCCCCUCACACUUGUUGACUCUAUUGCACUUCCCAAGAGAUAAUGUGGUCCUUCAUUUUCUUCCUUGGUUGCAUUAUGACCACAUGGUUGCUCACAUCCAUAUAUUUAGUUGAGCCCGUGCUGGUAACAACUAAGUUGAGUAGUGCUUGUUAAAGGACGAGCCAGUGACGUCAGUAAAGACCCAACAGAUUCUCCACCAACACUUGUUAUCUUCACACUUUUCAUGGUAAGUGAUCAAUUUGCGUUUGGUGGUGUUAUGCUCUAAAAGGCCAAUCAAUGGUCGGUUGCCCUGUGGUGCUCAACGGCCCCUGCAGAUGACCCCGCUGGCGGCCACGGUGUUGGUGCUGAGCGGCGUGUGUGCGGUGCCUCUGUACGGCCAGGUGGACCCUCGGCAGGUGGACCCCCUGACGGUGCCCCGUGCAGACCCGCAGUGCUGGGACUCGGCGUCGGCUCGUCUCCUGGACAUGCGCUCGCCCAGGGUGGCCGACACUGUGGUCGCCUUCUGGGACCUGAUGGAGGUGCUACGGGCGUCGGACAACGGCAAGCACAAGACCCUCUUCUGGGACCUGGCGCGGGUCUUCUGGGAAAUCUACCUGGACUGCGUCAUGUCCAGGAGCCACGGCCUCGGACGGAGACACGUCACCAGCGUGCGCUCCCUCAGCACGGACAAGUUGUUCAAGUUCAACAGCUCAGGCGCAAACUGCAGUUUGUGGCUCAGUUUCCGAGUGAGAUGCAAAGAUCACAUCAAAACCACGAAGAGCAAAGCUACUUGAAACACACACCAAUAAAACUCCAUGACACGACUGACUGACAGUAUGUUGCUUGUUUCGUAUCUUUGCCUUUUCUAUGUCUUGACACUGAUCAAUAGCAAGUGGAGGCUUCUCAUUCAUACAGAGCAAUUAGCUUGAUGAUGCCAUUUCUGCUGAGUUGUAUCGCUCACUUUUUUUCCUCUUCCUCCAACUA